AUGACGGCCCCCAUUUGUCUGGUGGAAAACAACAAUAUGCACCUGUCAGUGAACCAGACAGCUAUACAGAUUCUUGAAAGGAUUUCUCAACCAGUAGUGGUGGUGGCCAUUAUAGGGCUGUAUCGUGCAGGCAAAUCCUACUUGAUGAACCAUCUUGCAGGACGGAACCGAGGUUUCCCUCUGGGCUCUACAGUGCAGUCCCAAACCAAGGGCAUCUGGAUGUGGUGUAUGCCUCACCCCUGCAAGCCAAACCACACCCUGGUCCUUCUGGAUACCGAGGGCCUGGGUGAUGUGGAAAAGGGUGACCCUAAGAAUGACUCAUGGAUCUUUGCCCUGACUGUGCUUCUGAGCAGCACCUUUAUCUACAACAGCUUGGGCACCAUCAACCACCAGGCCCUGGAGCAGCUGUAUUAUGUGACAGAGCUCACAAAACUAAUCAGGGCAAAGUCCUCCCCAGAAGAGGAUGGAACAGAAGAUUCCACAGAGUUUGUGAGUUUCUUUCCAGACUUUAUCUGGGCUGUAAGGGAUUUCACCCUGGAGUUGAAGCUAAAUGGUCAUCCUAUCACAGAAGAUGAGUACCUGGAGAAUGCCUUGAAGUUGAUUGCAGGCAACAAUCCCAGAAUCCAAGCAUCCAAUCUACCCAGAGAGUGCCUCAGGCAUUUCUUUCCAAAAUGGAAGUGUUUUGUCUUUGACCAGCCAAUAAAUGACACAAAACUUCUAGCCAAUAUUGAGAAUAUGCCUGAAUAUCAACUGGAUCCUAAAUUCCAGACACAAGCAAACAAUUUUUGUUCUUACAUCUUCAAGGGAAGGACCAAGACUCUCAGAGAGGGAGUCACAGUCACUGGGAAUCGGCUGAGGACUCUGGUGGUCUAUAUGGAUACCAUCAAUACUGGUUCAGUGCCUUGUUUGGAGAACGCAGUGACAACUCUAGCUGAGCUUGAGGACUCAGUGGCCGUGCAGAAGGCAGCUGACCACUACAGUGAGCAGAUGGCCCAGCGAGUGAAGCUCCCCACAGACAAGCUCCAGGAGCUGCUGGAUGUGCAUGCAGACUGUGAGAGGGAAGCCACUGCAGUGUUCAUGGAGCACUCCUUCAAGGACGACCAGCGGGAGUUCCAGAAAAAGCUGGUGGAACUCAUAAAGGAUAAGAAGGAGCAUUUCUUGCAGCAGAAUGAAGAGGCAUCCAUUGAAUACUGCCAGUCUAGGCUUGAUCAGCUUUCACAGGUCCUAAUGGAAAGUAUUUCAGCAGGAACUUUCUCUGUUCCUGGAGGGCAUGAGCUCUACAGGGAAGCAAAGGAAAGUAUUGAAUGGAACUAUUCACAAGUGCCCAGGAAAGGAGUGAAGGCAAAUGAGGUCCUCCAGAGCUUUCUGCAGUCGCAGGCUUCAAUAGAGGAAUCCAUCUGGCAGGCAGAUAAAGCCCUCACUGACAGGGAGAAGGCCAUAGCAGCGGAGCAGGUCAGCAAGGAGUCAGCUGAAACGGAACAGGAGCUGCUAAGACAGAAACUACUGGAGCAGCAACAGCAGAUGGAGGUGCAAGAAAGGACUCUCCAGGAAAACAUAGUCCAACUGAAAGAGAAGAUGGAGAAGGAGAGAGAAAACAUACUAAAAGAACAGAACAUGAUGUUGGAGGAUAAGCUGAAGGUCCAACAUAAUCUGCUCAAUGAAAGAUUUAGCAAGAAAUAUGAAGAGAUGAAUGAAGAGAUAAAGAAGUUGAAAUACAGGGUUGAUGCUACUAAAAAUAAUGAUACUCUCUGGUUUGCACAAGUCUUGGAGGAUUUAGCAAUGAAAUUGUUUCAAUAUUUACUUCUCCUGUUAGAACACUUGAUAAUAUGCACGGUGUGA
Neomonachus schauinslandi (Hawaiian monk seal) is the source of this 1839-nucleotide messenger RNA. Its product is annotated as guanylate-binding protein 6-like. Gene Ontology annotation, molecular function: GTP binding; GTPase activity. Lineage: Eukaryota; Metazoa; Chordata; Mammalia; Carnivora; Phocidae. Gene Ontology annotation, biological process: defense response to Gram-positive bacterium; defense response to protozoan. The record is from RefSeq and is a predicted model, not a curated record.